AUGUCGACCGAGAAGAUCUGCGUUGCGCCACGACUGUGUCAGCAGAACGCGCAGAGGCCUAGUCUGCCGCACGGCCACACGGCCCGGAAGAGUCAACUGUCACGUUACUACUAUUUCGAUCAUGUGUUCGGGCCUCAGGCGAGUCAGGAAGAGGUCUACAGCCAAGUGGCCGAUCUCAUCAUCUCCUGCAUCGACGGCUACAACGUGGGCAUCAUGGCCUAUGGCCAGACGGGCAGCGGAAAGACCUACACGAUGCUGGGCGAUCACGAGGAGCCGGGCAUCAUUCGACGCGCUUUGCGCCAUCUCAUCGAGAUGACUCGAUCGCGUCCGAACUGGCGCUACCAACUGUCGAUGGGUGUGCUGGAGAUCUAUCAAGACGAGGCAUAUGACCUACUCUACGACGAGCCCGAUUGUCGGACUCCUGGAGGCGGGGCCGCCGGGCCUCUGUUCAUGCCCUGGUGCAGCUCCACGGCCAAUCUGGCGGACCGGUCACCGACACGUCUCGACCGACGACGUCCGUCUGUCCGGCUUCUCUCCACGCCCCAUGAGGGUCUCUUUAUCGGCAACCUGACGCAGCACAUGAUUACAACCGAAGCAGAAGCCCUGGCCAGCAUUGAGUUGGCCGAGCGACGACGCUUUGUCGGCGCCACGCAGAUGAACAUCUCCAGCUCCCGGUCACACUUGAUCACUUUGAUCCGCCUCGUCGGCACAAACGGCCUCCAACAGGCGACCACUCAGAGCAACUUGAUCCUCACCGAUUUGGCGGGCAGCGAGAAUUUGAGCAAAUUUCGCACGGCCGACCAACGCUUUCAGGAGUCGACCAGCAUCAACAAGUCACUCAGUUCACUGGGCCGCGUAUUUGAUAUGCUCCGGCGUCAACAGCGACCGACCUUUCGAGAGACCAAAUUGACGUAUCUGUUGCGACCGACCCUGUGCGGUGGGGCUAAAUGCCUCCUGGUGGUGACCCUUCGGGCAGAAACCGAGAAUUCUGAGGAAACGAUGCGCUCGAUCGCUUUCGGCCAGGGCGCA
This is a messenger RNA of Protopolystoma xenopodis, 1029 nucleotides long. The record is from the annotation of a GenBank genome assembly. Lineage: Eukaryota; Metazoa; Platyhelminthes; Monogenea; Polystomatidea; Polystomatidae.